AUGACGCUUGAAAACGAAAAGCCCUCUGCGGCUACCCAAAAGGCAGAGAUGGCCGAGAAGCCUGGCAACGGCCACUCGGACAGGGCGUCGUCGCAUGGCGACUCGACCGAGGUGGACGCUUCGAGCCAUCCCAAGACCCAGAACGCCGAGAUCAGCAACCUCGAAAAGGCCGACUCCAAGGCCAUUGCACCCAAGGACCCCAGCGACGACCCCUACGAACACCUCCCCGAAGAUGAGGCCGCCAUCCUCAAGCGUCAGGUCUUCACCCCUGAGGUCAAAGCGGGCAUGGCGACCCUGUACCGCUACUCCUCGACCAACGAUAUCCUCAUCCUCGCAGUGGCUGCCUUCACGUCCAUCGUCGUUGGCGCCGCUCUGCCGCUCAUGACCGUCAUCUUCGGCAACCUGCAGGGCACUUUCCAGAACUACUUCAACGGGGUUAUAUCCAAACAGGACUUCAACAACGAGAUGGCAAGUUUGGUUUUGUAUUUUGUCUAUCUCGCAAUCGGCGUCUUCGUCUGUCAAUACCUGAGCACCGUCGGCUUUAUCUACACGGGAGAGCACAUUAGCGCAAAGAUCCGUGAGCACUACCUUCAGAGUUGCAUGCGCCAAAACAUUGGCUUCUUUGACAAGCUGGGCGCCGGCGAGGUGACAACCCGGAUCACGGCCGACACCAAUCUGAUUCAAGACGGCAUUUCCGAAAAGGUCGGCCUCACGCUCGCCGCCCUCGCGACCUUCAUCUCGGCCUUUGUCAUUGGCUUCAUCCACUACUGGAAGCUCACCCUCAUCCUGCUAUCCACCGUCGUUGCGCUGCUCCUGAGCAUGGGUGGCGGCUCGACCUUCAUUGUCAAGUACAGCAAGCAGUCGAUCGAGUCGUACGCCCACGGAGGCAGUCUCGCCGAUGAGGUCAUCAGCUCUAUCCGCAAUGCCAUCGCCUUCGGAACCCAGGACCGCCUGGCCAAGCAGUACGACGUGCACCUGACCAAGGCUGAACUGUACGGCUAUAAGGUUAAGUCGGCCAUCGGCGUCAUGGUCGCCCUCAUGAUGACUAUCCUGUACCUGAACUAUGGCCUCGCCUUCUGGCAGGGAAGCAAGUUCCUCAUCGAGGAUGGCAUUGCCCUAUCCAACAUUCUCAUCAUUAUGAUGUCCAUCAUGAUCGGUGCUUUCAACCUGGGAAACGUCGCCCCCAACGUGCAGGCCUUUACGACCGCCAUUGCCGCCGCCGCCAAGAUCUACAACACUAUCGAUCGCGUUUCUCCCCUUGAUCCGUCCACCGAGGACGGCAUCAAGCUUGACAAGGUCGAGGGCGCGAUCCGUCUUGAGAACAUCAAGCACAUCUACCCGUCCCGCCCCGAGGUCACGGUCAUGGAGGAUGUGAGCCUGAACAUCCCUGCCGGCAAGACCACGGCCUUGGUCGGUGCGUCCGGCUCCGGCAAGAGUACGAUCGUGGGUCUCGUCGAGCGCUUCUACGACCCCGUCCGCGGAUCUGUGUACCUCGACGGCCACGACAUCAGCACCCUGAACCUGCGUUGGCUUCGCCAGCAGAUGGCUCUCGUCAGUCAGGAGCCCACGCUCUUCGCCACUACCAUUUACCAGAACAUCAGGUACGGCCUCAUUGGCACCCAGCACGAGAACGCGACCGAGGAAGAGCAGAAGAAAUUGAUCGAGAACGCCGCGAGGAUGGCCAACGCCCAUGACUUCAUCAGCGGUCUCCCCGAGGGCUACAUGACGAAUGUCGGCGAGCGUGGUUUCCUCCUCUCCGGUGGUCAGAAGCAACGUAUCGCCAUCGCCCGGGCCGUCGUGUCCGACCCCAAGAUUCUCCUUCUCGACGAAGCCACUUCCGCAUUGGACACGAAGUCAGAGGGAGUCGUGCAGGCAGCCCUCGAAGUCGCCGCCGAAGGCCGCACCACCAUCACCAUUGCCCACCGCCUCUCCACCAUCAAGGACGCCCACAACAUCGUAGUCAUGUCCAACGGCCGCAUCGUUGAGCAGGGCACCCACAACGAGCUCCUCGCGAAGAACGGCGCCUACUACAACCUCGUCACCGCCCAGAAUAUCGCCCGCGUCAAUGAAAUGGACCCCGAGGAGGAGGAAGCCAUCGAUGCCGAGGACGACGAGCUUAUCCGCAAAAAGUCCCGCGUCUCCGAGAAGGGCUUCGUCGCUGACCCCGAAGACGACAUCGCGGCCAAGAUGCAGCGCACGACUACCACCAAGUCACAGUCGAGCAUCGCCCUUCAGAACCGGACGGAAGAGGGCGAGGUCAAGUACAGCCUGUGGACAUUGAUCAAGCUCAUCGCCUCGUUCAACAAGAAGGAGUGGAAGCUCAUGCUCAUCGGUCUCUUCUUCUCCAUCAUCUGUGGUGGCGGCAACCCGACCCAGGCCGUCUUCUUUGCCAAGCAGAUCAUGACCCUAUCGAUCCCCCUUGACAAUGCCUCUGAUGCCCUCCGCCACCAGAUGAAGAAGGACUCCGACUUCUGGAGCGCCAUGUACCUCAUGCUCGCCGGCGUGCAGUUCAUUGCCUUUGUCGUCCAGGGAGUCGUCUUCGCCAAGUGCUCUGAGAGGCUCAUCCACCGUGUCCGUGACCAGGCCUUCCGCACCAUGCUGCGCCAGGACGUCGCCUUUUUCGACAAGGACGAGAACACGGCCGGAGCGCUCACGUCGUUCCUAUCCACUGAGACGACCCAUUUGGCUGGACUCAGCGGUGUCACCCUCGGCACCCUGCUCAUGGUGUCGACGACCUUGAUCGCGGCCCUCGCUCUCGCCAUCGCCAUCGGCUGGAAGCUCGCGCUCGUCUGCACCGCGACCAUCCCGAUCCUCAUCGGCUGCGGUUUCUUCCGUUUCUGGAUGCUUGCGCACUUCCAGCGUCGGUCCAAGACGGCCUACUCCAACUCGGCGAGUUACGCGUCCGAGGCCAUCUCUGCGAUCCGCACCGUCGCCUCGCUCACACGCGAGGACGACGUUAUCCUCCAGUACCAGAACUCUCUGGCCAUCCAACAACGCGCAAGUUUGAUCUCCAUCCUCAAGUCCAGCUUGCUGUUCGCCGCGUCCCAGUCUUUCAUGUUCCUGGCUUUUGCUCUUGGCUUCUGGUACGGUGGUACGCUCAUUGCCAAUGGCGAGUACAACAUGUUCCAGUUUUUCGUGUGCUUCUCGGCCGUUAUCUUCGGUGCUCAGUCCGCCGGAUCCAUCUUCUCGUUCGCCCCGGACAUGGGCAAGGCUCACCAGGCUGCCCACGAGCUCAAGGUGCUGUUCGACCGCAAGCCGACCAUCGACACCUGGUCCGAACAGGGAGCCAGGCUUGACGCCGUGGACGGCACCCUCGAGUUCCGCGAUGUUCAUUUCCGGUACCCGACCAGACCCGAGCAGCCCGUCCUCCGUGGACUGGACCUCGUCAUCCGCCCGGGACAGUACGUCGCCCUUGUCGGUGCCUCUGGCUGCGGCAAGUCCACGACAAUUGCCCUUCUCGAGCGCUUCUACGACCCCCUCUCCGGCGCCAUCUUUGUCGACGGCAAGGAGAUCAGCACGCUUAACGUUAACGAUUACCGUUCCUUCAUUGCCCUCGUCAGUCAGGAGCCCACGCUCUACCAGGGUACCAUCAGGGAGAACAUCAUCCUCGGCGCCAACAGCGAGGUCACAGACGAGGCCAUUGAGUUCGCCUGCCGCGAGGCCAACAUUUACGACUUUAUCGUCUCAAUGCCCGAGGGCUUCAACACGAUUGUGGGUAGCAAGGGCGCCCUGCUGUCUGGUGGACAGAAGCAGCGUAUUGCCAUCGCCCGUGCCCUCAUCCGCGACCCCAAGAUCUUGCUGCUGGACGAGGCCACGUCAGCCCUGGACUCCGAGUCGGAGCACGUCGUCCAGGCCGCCCUCGACAAGGCCGCCAAGGGCCGCACGACCAUUGCUGUUGCGCAUCGUCUCAGCACCAUCCAGAAAGCCGACAUUAUCUACGUCUUCGACCAGGGACGCAUCGUCGAGCAGGGCACGCACGCCGAGUUGAUGAAGAAGAAUGGCCGCUACGCCGAGCUGGUCAACCUGCAGUCGCUGGAGAAGAGCGGCUGA
This is a messenger RNA of Colletotrichum spaethianum, 4050 nucleotides long. Its product is annotated as leptomycin B resistance protein pmd1. The record is from RefSeq and is a predicted model, not a curated record. Gene Ontology annotation, cellular component: membrane. The coding region runs from base 1 to 4050 and encodes 1349 amino acids. The transcript has 3 exons. NCBI's taxonomy places the organism in Eukaryota, Fungi, Ascomycota, Sordariomycetes, Glomerellales, Glomerellaceae. Gene Ontology annotation, biological process: transmembrane transport. Gene Ontology annotation, molecular function: ATP binding; ABC-type transporter activity; ATP hydrolysis activity.